Messenger RNA from Microthlaspi erraticum, 2865 nucleotides. The record is from the annotation of a GenBank genome assembly. NCBI's taxonomy places the organism in Eukaryota, Viridiplantae, Streptophyta, Magnoliopsida, Brassicales, Brassicaceae.
AUGAUUGAGGUUUCUGUUUCUGGACAGGCUCUUGAAGACGACGACCCAGUGACUGUGACGUUCCCGUCGACGCUCCGGCGGGUGAUAUUAGAAGCGUGGUGGGAUUUGGGUUUUACUUUUGAUCAGAUCAGUAAAAUUCUCAAAUCUAAGAUCUCUCUUCCUUUCUGCAUCUCUUUCUCCAUACCUUGUGAUCCUUGUAUCAAUAAAAUUUCUAACUGGCUUGACGAGAAAGUAGCUUGUAUACAUAACCUGGAGAAGAAUCUCACGGCUCUGGUGACAUCCAUGGAAGAGCUCAAGGCUAAGCGUGAUGAUCUGUCAAAAAGGGUCACAAGAGGGGAGGAUAGAGGUCAGCAAAGGCUUGCCGAAAUCGAGGUAUGGCUUAAUAGAGUUGCAAGUAUUGAAAAAAGAGUCAGUGAUCUUCUUAGUGCUAGAGAUGAUGAGCUUCAAAAGCUGUGUCUUUGUGGGUUUUGCUCUAAGAGUUUAAGAUCGAGUUAUGGUUACGGGAAAAAAGUUUUCUUGACGUUAAAGGAGGUUGAGACACUCCAUAGUAGAGAAUUUGAAGUGAUUGUUGAGGAAGCUCAAACACCUCGGAUGGAAGAAAGACCUCUUCAACCCACAAUUGUUGGUCAAGAAACGAUGCUUCAAAAGGCAUGGAAACAUCUCAUGGAAGAUGGAGUUGGAAUGAUGGGUUUGUAUGGUAUGGGCGGAGUAGGGAAGACCACACUUCUCACACAGAUCAACAAUAAGUUCAGCGACGUAAGUAGUGGAUUUGAUUUUGUGAUAUGGGUCGUGGUGUCUAAAGAGUUACAUGUAGAGAAGAUUCAAGAUGAAAUUGCUGGGAAAGUUGGUCUUGAUGGAUUUUUGUGGGAGAUAAAAGAUAAGAAUAAAAAAGGCGUACGUUUGUACAAUUUCUUGAAGAAAAAGAGAUUUGUGUUGUUUUUAGAUGACAUAUGGGAGAAGGUGGAUUUAACAGAGAUUGGAGUCCCGUUUCCAACAACACAAAACGGAUGCAAAGUUGCCUUCACCACUCGUUCCCAAGAAGUAUGUGAUCGGAUGGGGGUUGAAGACCCAAUGGAAGUCCAAUGUUUAGCGGACAAUGAAGCAUUUGAUUUGUUCCAAAAGAAGGUUGGACAAAGAACAUUAGGAAGCCAUCCGGAGAUCCCUGAACUUGCAAGAAUAGUUGCUAAAAAAUGUUGUGGCCUACCAUUGGCACUCGAUGUCAUAGGGGAGACCAUGUCAUGCAAGAGGACGAUACAAGAAUGGCGUCACGCGAUAGAUGUUUUGACUUCGUACGCUAUAGAGUUUUCUGGUAUGGAAGAUAAGAUCCUUCUCCUUUUGAAGUAUAGCUACGAUGACCUUAAGGGUGAGGAUGUUAAAUCAUGUUUGUUGUAUUGCGCUUUGUUUCCAGAAGAUUAUAAUAUUGAUAAAGAAGAAUUGAUAGACUACUUGAUAGGCGAAGGUAUUAUAGAUGGAAGUGAGGGUAUAGAGAGGGCUGAGAACAAGGGGUAUGAGAUAAUUGGUGAUCUUGUCCGUGCAUCCUUGUUGAUGGAAGAAGUUGGAACAGAACAAGUGCAUAUGCAUGAUGUUGUUCGCGAAAUGGCCUCGUGGAUUGCAUCUGAACUGGGAAGAGAAAAGGAGGCUUUCAUUGUGCAUGCAAGUGUUGGGUUAAGUGAAAUUCCAAAGGUUAAAAAUUGGAAUGUUGUGAGAAAGAUGUCACUGAUGAAGAAUAAGAUUCGCAAACUCGAUGGCAGUCCUGAAUGUCCCGAACUCACAACUUUGCUCUUGCAAAACAACAUUUUUUUGGAAAAUAUCUCGAGUGAAUUCUUCAAGUCCAUGCCGAAGCUAGUUGUGUUGGAUCUAUCACAAAAUAAACAUCUCACCAGUGUGCCAGAUGGAAUAUCAGAACUAGUUUCCUUGCAAUAUCUCAACUUGUCACGUACUGGUAUACGUCAUCUCCCUAUGGGUUUACAAGAGUUGAAAAAACUCAUUCACUUGGAUCUUUUGAGUACAAGUAAUCUGUCGAGUAUUGCAGGGAUAUCAAAUCUGCGUAAUUUGAUGAUAUUGAAUUUAGCUUUCAGUGGUUUUUCAUUGGAACAUGGCAUAGUGGAGGAAUUAGAAACCUUGGAGCAUUUAGAAAUUUUAACUGUAGGGUUCGAUGGUCUAACUCCACAUUUAGAGCUAUUUUUAAGCUCUCAUAGGUUGAUGAGCUGUACACGAUUUCUGAGUAUCUGUAUUUUGGAAUCAACUAGAAUAGCUUUUCCAGUAACUAUGAACAAGCUCCGUCAUUUCAACAUUAUGGACUGCACUAUCUCUGAGAUAACGAUGGGAAGUAUAUGCAACAAAAGCAAGACGGUUUCUCUUUCUCCUAUAGACAAUCCGAGAGAGCCAUGUUUCUUGAGCCUCUCCCAAGUGUUUAUACUUGGUUGCAGAUGCCUGAUGGAGCUGACGUUUCUGAUGUUUGCUUCAAAUCUUAAAAAACUUCAUGUUGGCAAAGCAAAUCAACUAGAAGAUAUAAUAAAUAAAGAGAAAGCUUGUGAGGGUGGAGAAUCAGGGAUUGUUCCUUUUGCAAAUCUGGUUUCUCUUCAGUUGGAGCGUCUACCAGAGCUAAAGAAUAUCUACUGGUGUCCUCUACGCUUUCCAUGUCUAAAGGUAUUAGAUGUAGGAGAUUGUCCAAAUCUGAAAAAACUUCCACUCCAUUCUCAAAGUGGCAUGCAUGGUGAAAACGGACUCAUCUUAAAAUGCAAUGAGAAAAGUUGGAUUGAAGGUGUAGAAUGGGAGGACGAAGCUACCAAAACUCGCUUCUUAUCUUCAUGCAAACUGUGGGAGUAUGGAAGGCAGCCACAAGGUAUAACGGGUAUAUUCUGA